CUAUUUUCUUCCUCUCUUCUCACUAUAAGUACAACCACUUCUGAACAGCUCUAGCUUUUCUUUCUUCUUCCUAUUCUUUCGUUUCUCAUUAUCAUUUGUCCACUUCAUCCCGUCUCUCAUUACCGUCUGCCCAGUUCGUCCCCCCUCUUUCGCCGACCGUUUUCCGGCAAAACGCCGGCGAUUUCGUGCACUGCCGGUCGUCAAACUUUCUCACUCCCCCUUCUUCUUCUUCGCUCUCUCAGGUCCGGCUUUCUUGUUCUCUCUCGUUUUUUAGUAUCUUCAGAUCUGGCUCAAUUUUCUCCUCUCUUGCAAAUUCUUAAUUGAAACAUAGUUUGAAAUGGAGGGAUUGGGACUAAGAAAUGUGAGUUCGCAUUGUUCAAUAUCUGAAAUGGACGACUAUAAUCUAUCGCGCCUUCUUGAUAAGCCGAGGCUGAACAUUGAGAGGCAGAGAUCGUUCGAUGAGAGGUCGCUUAGUGAGCUUUCCAUUGGCUUGGCACGUGGUGGCCUUGAUUAUUAUGAGAGCAUGUACUCACCUGGUGGCCGGUCGGGGCUGGACACGCCGAUUUCCUCUGCUAGGAACUCGUUUGAACCCCAUCCCAUGGUGGCCGAGGCCUGGGAGGCUCUUAGAAGGUCCCUUGUUCAUUUCAGGGGUCAGCCUGUCGGUACCAUUGCAGCAUAUGAUCAUGCCUCCGAAGAAGUUUUGAACUAUGAUCAGGUGUUUGUACGAGACUUUGUGCCUAGUGCUCUGGCAUUUUUGAUGAAUGGUGAGCCGGAUAUAGUGAAGAACUUCCUCUUGAAGACCCUGCAACUUCAAGGAUGGGAAAAAAAAAUAGAUCGAUUUAAACUUGGGGAAGGUGCAAUGCCAGCUAGCUUCAAAGUUCUUCAUGAUCCAGUUCGCAAAACAGAUACCAUUGUUGCAGAUUUUGGUGAGAGUGCAAUUGGAAGAGUUGCUCCAGUGGACUCUGGUUUCUGGUGGAUUAUUCUGCUUCGUGCAUAUACAAAGUCAACUGGAGAUUUAUCUUUGGCAGAGACACCAGAGUGUCAAAAGGGUAUGAGGUUGAUAUUGACACUCUGUUUGUCAGAAGGAUUUGAUACAUUCCCAACCCUGCUUUGUGCUGAUGGAUGCUCUAUGAUUGAUAGAAGAAUGGGUAUUUAUGGUUAUCCUAUUGAAAUUCAAGCACUUUUCUUUAUGGCACUAAGAUGUGCUUUGUCACUGUUGAAACAUGAUGCAGAAGGGAAAGAAUGUAUUGAGAGAAUUGUAAAACGUUUGCAUGCCUUGAGUUAUCAUAUGAGAAGUUACUUCUGGCUUGACUUUCAACAGCUAAAUGACAUAUACAGAUAUAAAACAGAGGAAUACUCUCACACGGCAGUAAAUAAAUUUAAUGUUAUACCUGAUUCAAUCCCUGACUGGGUUUUUGACUUUAUGCCAACACGUGGUGGCUACUUCAUCGGCAAUGUGAGUCCUGCAAGGAUGGAUUUCCGAUGGUUUGCUUUGGGUAACUGUGUUGCGAUUCUAUCUUCACUUGCAACUCCCGAACAAUCAAUGGCGAUUAUGGAUCUUAUUGAAGCUCGCUGGGAGGAGCUGGUUGGUGAUAUGCCAUUAAAAAUAACUUAUCCUGCUAUAGAAAGUCACGACUGGCGGAUAGUAACUGGUUGUGACCCCAAGAAUACUAGAUGGAGUUACCAUAAUGGAGGUUCUUGGCCAGUACUUUUGUGGUUGCUAACGGCUGCUUGCAUCAAGACGGGGCGACCACAAAUAGCAAGACGAGCAAUUGAUCUUGCCGAGACCCGUUUGUUAAAAGAUAGCUGGCCAGAAUAUUAUGACGGGAAACUUGGGAGAUAUAUAGGUAAACAAGCAAGGAAGUAUCAGACGUGGUCGAUUGCAGGAUAUUUGGUGGCAAAGAUGAUGUUGGAAGAUCCCUCACAUCUGGGAAUGAUUUCCCUAGAAGAAGACAAACAGAUGAAACCAGUGAUUAAAAGAUCAUUGUCCUGGACUCGGUGAAUUGUGCAAGCAAGCAAGAGCAAAUUUGCAGAAAAAAAGGAAUAAGAAACAAACUCAGAAGAAAAAAGGAAAUUUCUAAAAUUUCUUACAAAAAGUGGUAUUCUUUGGGUCCAUCGACCUUCUAGGUCGGAUUUUGAUAAUUUGGUUUUUCUGUACAAUAGGAUCUGCUAAAGACCAGACCAGAGCCUUUGCUUAUAAAAUAAAAGAUACAUUUUGCUGUUUGCGUUUAAAUUUUGGAAAUCGCAUUAUCUUGUGAAUGCCAUUGUUGUUAAAAAGUAUCAUGAACUUCUAAUGGCGAAAACGAAGCAAAACUUGUUCAUUGUAAAAGACUUUGGAUUGGAUAAAUAUUUUUAUCCAUGGACACUUUUGGAAUU
Messenger RNA from Mangifera indica (mango), 2376 nucleotides. Its product is annotated as probable alkaline/neutral invertase D. Lineage: Eukaryota; Viridiplantae; Streptophyta; Magnoliopsida; Sapindales; Anacardiaceae. Bases 338 to 2002 code for a protein of 554 amino acids. Gene Ontology annotation, molecular function: sucrose alpha-glucosidase activity; endo-alpha-N-acetylgalactosaminidase activity. The record is from RefSeq and is a predicted model, not a curated record. The transcript has 5 exons. Gene Ontology annotation, biological process: sucrose catabolic process.